AUGGAAGAAGUGGAGAGUCUCGUCGAGCGGGCGCGUCAUCUCUCGCUGCACCCAUCAGAGUCAAAGCCUAUCGAUAAGUUUCAUGUCGGGAUUGAUACUCAUCUACUGCGCAUCUACGAGUCUAUUGUGGCGUCCGAGACGACCAAGAAUGAAUUCCGCCAGAAUGUCCAGGCCGAGACCGUCCCUGAUACGAAUUUGUCAAUUUCCGACCCUCUCGCCUCGAUCGAUGCUUUUCGUUCGUAUAUGAAGGAUGAGGAUUCAAGGGCCCAGGCUCCUGCUGAGGUGCUGGAUUGCUCGGCUCCCCUCUCGGACUACUUUGUUUCCUCCAGCCAUAAUACCUAUCUGACGGGUAAUCAGUUGUACAGUGAUGCGGCUGCAAGUGCGUAUACAUCGGUCCUUCUACGUGGGUGUCGCUCGGUUGAGAUUGAUGUUUGGGACGGCGAGCCGCUUUCACCUGACACGAGUGAGAAUGAAGAGACAAGCAGCGAGAGUAGCAGCGAAUCCGAAGACGAGACCAAGAAAGCAAAGGUGGCAAACCAGGGAGUAAAGAGUCGGCUUAAGCAGAAGAUUAUGGCAAAAGCCGAGUCUGAAGAAAAGCUCGUUUCAAAGUUGCCCAAAUCUAUCAGCGCGAAGCUGGGGCUCAAAAGCAAAGCCUCAGAUGCCAGUGCCCCUGUUGCAUCAUCGUCUACCACAGCAGAGACCCCGAAUAUAUCCACCAGUGCGGGCGCAGAUGCUGGAAAAGAAGAACCCAAGUCGGUUUCAGAGCCGCCUUCGACCCAAGGAGCCAUCAAGGGAGAGCCGCGAGUCUUGCACGGACACACUUUGACCAAAGGAGCUUCUUUCCGUGAGAUUGCCUAUGCGAUUAGGGAUAGCGCUUUUAAGACGAGUGAUCUGCCAGUAAUCAUCAGCUUUGAGGUUCAUGCCAAUCUAGAACAACAGCAGCUUAUGGUUGAUAUUAUCCACGAGGCGUGGAAGGGAUUGUUGGUAGAGGUCCCGGCUGACACACCGACAGAAAAACUGCCAACUUUGGCACAGUUGAAGGGAAAGAUCCUAAUCAAGACCAAGUCGUUGCCGCUGAAGGGGACAAAAGAGAUCGACGAAGAGACGAAGGGGGAGGAGAGUGAAACCGAAGAACUUGAGGAUAAGUCCGCAUCGCAGAAUCCGAAGCCUGUGAAACCUGUUAAGAUCCUAGAGGCUUUGGCAAAGCUGGCUAUCUAUACAAGAGCAUAUCACUUCAGCCACUUUGAUCAGCCUGAGGCCAAGGACCCAGUCCAUAUCUUCUCGCUGUCUGAAAAGGGAGCGCGAGAUGCCCACCUGAACCAUCGCGACGCCCUAUUUGAACACAACCGGUUGUCCAUGAUGCGCAUUUACCCCUUCGCGUUCCGAGUCAACUCUUCCAACCUAGACCCAUCUUUCUACUGGCGCCGAGGCGCACAGUUAGUUGCAUUGAACUGGCAGAACCUGGACAAAGGCAUGAUGCUCAACCACGGGAUGUUCGCCGGCACGCAAGGAUGGGUCAUCAAGCCGACAGGAUACAAGAGCUCGGAGUCACACGCCAAUAGUAUCAGUCGUGAGACGCUCGAGCUCACGAUCGAAGUCUUCGCCGCUCAGGACUUAUCACUCCCGCCCAGCGACCAUAGCGAGAAAUGGUUCCGCCCGUACGUAAAUUGCCAGUUGCAUGUCGAGGAACCCGACAGUCCGGUUGCUGUUGGACAAGACGAUGUGAGCUCAGAUUCCGAGAAGAGCAGUUAUCGUCGCUGUACAAAGAGUAAGUCGGGCAUCAACCCGGAUUUCGAGGGGCAGAAAUUGGAGUUUCCGGCUGUGAGCGGGGUGGUUGAGAAGCUAAGUUUCCUCCGGUUCAAAAUCAAGGAUGACGAGAUCGGUCGUGACUCGCUGGCCGCGUGGGCUUGCAUUCGGCUUGACCGACUUCGAGAAGGCUACCGGCUCGUCCAUCUUCUCGACAGCACCGGAGAAAAGGCAGGGGGCAUAUUAUUGGUUCGCAUCACGAAGAAGACGUCCUGA
Penicillium manginii is the source of this 2022-nucleotide messenger RNA. RefSeq names its product putative phosphoinositide-specific phospholipase C. NCBI's taxonomy places the organism in Eukaryota, Fungi, Ascomycota, Eurotiomycetes, Eurotiales, Aspergillaceae. The coding region runs from base 1 to 2022 and encodes 673 amino acids. The transcript is spliced from 4 exons. Gene Ontology annotation, biological process: lipid metabolic process; phosphatidylinositol-mediated signaling. Gene Ontology annotation, molecular function: phosphatidylinositol-4,5-bisphosphate phospholipase C activity. The record is from RefSeq and is a predicted model, not a curated record.